This is a messenger RNA of Gambusia affinis (western mosquitofish), 449 nucleotides long. RefSeq names its product galactose-specific lectin nattectin-like. The coding region runs from base 15 to 425 and encodes 136 amino acids. The transcript is spliced from 7 exons. The record is from RefSeq and is a predicted model, not a curated record. Lineage: Eukaryota; Metazoa; Chordata; Actinopteri; Cyprinodontiformes; Poeciliidae.
CAUCACAAGCUCAGAUGAAAUCCGUCCUUUUUGCUUUGCUUCUCUGUGGUUUCAGGUUUAAAGUAAAUGUGAGAUGUCCUGUUGAUCCAGCUGAUUCCUGUGCCAGCUGCCGUUUCCUGUCUGAGGAGCGAGAAGCAGACUGGCCUGAUGCUGAGAAAGCCUGCAGUGAAUCUGAUGCUAAUUUAGCUUCCAUCCAAAGACAAAGUGAGUACAACUUCAGAGAUGCGAUCUACAAAGGAGCAGGAUCUCACAAACCAACCUGGAUAGGAGGUGCAACGCAGCCAAGGAAGGCGUUUGGCUGUGGAGCGACGGGUCCAGGUUUACGUUCUGGGCCAAAAUGGAGCCGAACAAACACGGAAGAACGGAGCGCUGCAUGCAGAUCAAUGAAUCUGGUUUCCAUGAAGCUUCAGGGGGAGAUAAGAUGAAAACUGCGACUUUCUGCUGUUUCA